AUUCCCUCCCUCCCUCCUCCCUCCCUCCCAGCCCGGGAGCGCCGCGGGCUCCGGACGGAGAGUUGGCCGCGGGUCCUUCCGCGCGGCUGCUUCGGCUCACCUGGGCGCCAGCUCCCAGUCCCGCUCCUCAUCCCCCCAACUCCUCCCAGACCAGCCGGUCCCUCGGGGAGCCGCGGCCGCCCCCGCGCCCGGGGGUCGUUCCCUUGCCUCCUCCGGGUGGCGGGAAGGAAGAGGGGGCGGUGGCCGGAGUCGGGGCGGGCGGCCUGAGGUGAGAGCCCGGCCGGCCCCGCUGGGAAUAUGGCGACCGGUGGCUACCGGACCGGCGGCGGCAGCGGCGGCAGCGGUAGCACCACAGACUUCCUGGAGGAGUGGAAGGCGAAGCGCGAGAAGAUGCGCGCCAAGCAGAAUCCCCCGGGCCCGGCCGCCCCCGGUGGGGGCACGGGCGACGCGGCCGGGAAGCUCCCACCGGGGCCCCUGGGUACUUCGGCCACCGCUGCGGCCAACGAGCUGAACAACAACCUCCCAGGCGGCGCCGCCGCACCUGCCGCCCCCGGCCCCGGGGGCGUGAACUGCGCCGUGGGCCCUGCGCAGCUGAGUCGCGCCGCCCCCGGCCCGCGGCGGCCGGAGGAUGAGUCCCCCGCCGCCGCCGCCGCCGCUUCGGGGGCCGCGCCCGCACGGGACGGAGAGGAGGAGCGGGACGGCGCCCCGGAGAAGGGCAAGAGCUCGGGCCCCAGCGCCAGGAAAGGCAAGGGGCAGAUCGAGAAGAGAAAGCUGCGGGAGAAGCGGCGCUCCACCGGCGUGGUCAACAUCCCUGCCGCAGAGUGCUUAGAUGAGUAUGAAGAUGAUGAAGCUGGGCAGAAAGAGCGGAAACGAGAAGAUGCAAUUACACAACAGAACACGAUGCAAAAUGAGGCUGUAAGCUUGUUAGAUCCAGGAAGUUCCUAUCUGUUACAAGAGCCAUCUAGAACAGUUUCAGGCAGAUACAAAAGCACAACCACUGCCUCUGAAGAAGAUGUCUCAAGUAGAUUUCCCCGAACAGAUAGAAGUGGGUUCAGCAGGUAUAACAGGGAUGCAAAUGCUUCAGGUAAUUUGGUCUCAAGUAGCACAUUGGAAAAGAAAAUUGAAGAUCUUGAAAAGGAAGUGGUAAGAGAAAGGCAAGAAAACUUAAGACUUGUGAGACUAAUGCAAGAUAAAGAGGAAAUGAUUGGAAAACUCAAAGAAGAAAUUGAUUUGUUAAAUCGAGACCUAGAUGACAUAGAAGAUGAAAAUGAACAACUAAAGCAGGAGAAUAAAACUCUUUUGAAAGUUGUUGGACAGCUAACAAGGUAGAAGAUUCAAGGCUCAGUGUGGAAAAAUAUUUUAAAACUACUGAUUGAAUGUUAUGGGCGCUAGGACAGUAUUCCUAUGCUGUAAUACAUUAAACUAACUAAGUAUGUAUAUUUAUUUCUAGAAAACAGUGGAUGUUUAUUUUCAAAAUAUUUCUUUUUCAGUAUCAGUUUCAAAAAGUAUCAACCUUUUAGUUCACGAAUAAGUAACAUCUUUUAGUUAUUAAACUGGUAGGUUAUGCCUCUUUAGGUUUUGUGUGGUAUUCAAAUAAUAUAUGGUUUAAAGUCACAACCAUCUGAAUAUAUUUCAUCUAUGGUAGUGCAUUUUCUCCCUAAAAGAAUAUACAUAGUCUUUGUUUACAUGAAUUCAAACACUUUUUAGGGAGUUACCUGCAAAUGCCUUAUUACUGAUGUGUGCAACCUUUUAUAUGUUGAUGAUUUACUCAUAAAGGUCUUUAUCUACUGUCA
This is a messenger RNA of Mesoplodon densirostris (Blainville's beaked whale), 1793 nucleotides long. RefSeq names its product pro-apoptotic WT1 regulator (gene PAWR). The record is from RefSeq and is a predicted model, not a curated record. Lineage: Eukaryota; Metazoa; Chordata; Mammalia; Artiodactyla; Ziphiidae. The transcript has 7 exons. Gene Ontology annotation, cellular component: cytoplasm. The coding region runs from base 298 to 1329 and encodes 343 amino acids. Gene Ontology annotation, biological process: positive regulation of apoptotic process; apoptotic process.